UAGCGACUGCACUGCUGUCAGUGUCCAGUCAUCGCGCUUUACUUUCGUUUUGUGCUUCAAAAGAGAGGAAAAGUUUCUACAGAGAGGAAAAGGAAGAGAGAUGCUCAACUCGGAUGAAAAUCCGUCUCCAGCAGAUUGCAGUUGAAGAGGCUGUAUCAUUGGGCUCUGUGAGCUGAAGGAGAGGACCCUUUACCCAAGAGCUAUCGGCUAUUAGCUACCGCUAGCUGGAUUACUGUCGCCAUGGAGUUGGCUCACAGUCUACUUCUGAACGAGGAAGCCCUAGCCCAGAUCACUGAGGCUAAGAGACCCGUCUUCAUCUUCGAAUGGCUUCGCUUCCUGGACAAGGUUCUAGUGGCAGCAAACAAGGUGGAUGUGAAGGAGAAGCAGAAGAAGUUGGUUGAGCAGCUGACAGGGUUGAUCAGCAGUGCCCCUGGCCCUCCCACCAGGAAACUGCUAGCUAAGAACCUGGCUACCCUCUACAGCAUAGGAGACACCUUCACCGUCUUCCAGACACUGGACAAGUGCAAUGACAUCAUCAAGAGCAAGGAUGACACGCCCACUUACCUCCCCACCAAACUAGCUGCUGUGGCCUGUGUUGGUUCCUUCUAUGAGAAGAUGGGGAGGAUGCUGGGAAGCUCCUUCCCCGACACCAUCACCAACAUGCUGAAAGCACUGAAGACUGCAGAGUCCCAGGGUCGUAGUGAGAUUCUACUCAGUCUACAGAAGGUGUUGAAUGGUCUUGGUGGAGCAGCAGCCUCUUGCCACAGAGACAUCUAUAAGAACGCUCGUUCCCUACUCACAGACCGCUCCAUGGCUGUGCGCUGUGCUGUGGCUAAGUGUCUGCUAGAGCUGCAGAAUGAGGCUGUCUUCAUGUGGACCACCGAGCUGGAGAACGUAGCCACUCUGUGCUUCAAGGCCCUGGAAGGAUCGAACUAUGGAGUGAGGGUAGCCGUAUCCAAACUACUAGGAACCGUCAUGGCCACGGCCCUGACGCCCAAACAAGCUGCAGUGAUGCGUCAGAACGUGAAACGUGCCACACUGGACGAGGUGUUGGAGCUGAUGGCCACAGGCUUCCUAAGAGGGGGGUCUGGCUUCCUGAAGAGCGGGGGGGAGAUGCUGAAGGGAGGGGGCUCUGUCAGCAGGGAGGUACGGGUGGGAGUCACACAGGCAUAUGUUGUAUUCGUGACCACGCUGGGCGGCCAGUGGCUGGAGCGGAACUUUGCCACGUUCCUGUCUCAUGUCCUGGACCUGGUCAGCCACCCGCGGGCCACCCAGACACACGUGGAGGCGGUGUACUCUCGUCGCUGUGUGUCGUUCAUGCUGCGCUCCACUCUGGGGGGGCUGCUCGGGGAGAAGGCCCAGAUCGCUGCGGGGAAAGACAUCUGCCAGGCUAUCAGUAAACAGAUGAGGGCUGUGGAGGCAGUAGUAAAUGACACCAGUGGAGAGAACAAGGCAGGGGCAGCUGAUGUUUCUGCCAGUCAACACGUGAUGGUCUGUGCCCUCAAAGAGCUGGGCAGCCUGGUGCAGAGUCUUAGUGCCACAUCCUCACCGCUCAUACAGGAACCCUCCAUUGGUCUCCUGGAGACGGUCUCCUCUGUGCUGCUCCACCCCAGCAUGGCGGCCCGCUUGGCUGCGGCCUGGUGUUUACGCUGCGUUGCCGUGGCGCUGCCCUAUCAGCUGACUCCGUUGCUGGAGCGCUGUGCGGAGCGCAUCAACAACCUGAAGAGCUCUCCAGAGGCCGUCAGCGGUUACAGCUUCGCCGUGGCUGCUCUGCUGGGCGGCGUGCACCAGUGUCCUCUGGGAGUACCACAUUCCAAGGGGAAGCUGGUGGUGAGCAUAGCUGAGGACUUGCUCCGUACAGCAGCCCAGAACAGCCGUCUUUCUCUGCAGAGAACCCAGGCUGGAUGGCUGCUGCUGGGGGCACUAAUGUCUCUGGGCCCGUCCCUGGUCCGCUAUCACCUUCCCAAGAUGCUGCUGCUGUGGAGGAACGUGUUCCCCCGUUCCCAGAAAGAGAUGGAGGCAGAGAAGGCUAGAGGAGACAGCUUCACCUGGCAGGUUACGCUGGAGGGACGUGCUGGGGCUCUCUGUGCCAUGCGUAGCUUUGUGGCCCAUUGUCCUGAGCUGCUGACAGAGGAUGUGAUCCGCAGGCUGAUGACACCUAUCGAGUGCGCCAUGACCAUGAUGUCACAUGUCCCGUCAGUCAUCAAGGUGCAUGGCACCCAUCUGAAAGCCAGUGCAGCUAUGGUGAGGCUGAGACUCUAUGACAUCUUGGCGCUGCUUCCCCCGAAGACAUACGAAGGUAGUUUCAAUGCCCUGCUGAGAGAGCUGGUGGCCGAGUUCACUCUGACUGAUAACUCUGCCAACACCACCACCUCGUUGCUACGCUCCCUCUGUCACUAUGACGACAGUGUUCUGAUGGGGUCCUGGCUACAGGAGACUGACCACAAGUCUAUCGAGGACCAGCUCCAGCCCAACAGUGCGUCAGGCAGUGGCGCUCUAGAACACGACCCCUCCUCCAUCUACCUGAGGGUACCGAUGGGCGAGGCCAUGCCUGGGCCCCUCCCCCUUGGCGUUUCUGUCAUCGACGCCUCCGUCGCUCUGUUCGGAGUGGUGUUCCCUCAUGUCUCCUUUAAACACAGGCUGCAGAUGCUGGACCACUUUGCAGAGUGUAUUAAACAGGCCAAGGGGGUCAGACAGCAGGCUGUCCAGCUCAACAUCUUCACCGCUGUCCUGAGCGCCCUCAAGGGUCUGGCAGAGAACAAGUCAACCCUGGGUCCUGAAGAGGUUCGUAAAUCUGCCCUGGCGCUGGUGAUGGGCGCUCUGGACAACCCAAACCCCAUCCUGCGCUGUGCUGCUGGGGAGGCCUUGGGAAGGAUGGCUCAGGUGGUGGGAGAGGCCACCUUCAUUGCCCGCAUGGCACAGUACAGCUUUGACAAACUGAGGUCAGCCCGUGACGUGGUCUCCAGAACAGGCCACUCCCUGGCUCUGGGCUGUCUGCACAGAUACGUAGGAGGGAUUGGUUCAGGACAGCACCUCAAAACCAGCGUCAGCAUCCUAUUGGCCCUAGCCCAGGAUGGAACCUCCCACGAGGUCCAGACGUGGGCCCUCCACUCUCUGGCUCUCAUCGUAGACUCCAGUGGCCCCAUGUAUCGAGGCUAUGUGGAGCCCACCCUCUCCCUGGUCCUGACCCUGCUCCUAACCGUACCCCCGUCACACACUGAGGUACACCAGUGUCUGGGACGAUGUCUGGGCGCUCUCAUCACCACGGUUGGACCCGAACUACAGGGUAACGGAGCGACCAUCUCGACGAUCCGCUCAUCAUGUCUGGUGGGCUGUGCCAUCAUGCAGGGUCACAGCGACUCCCUGGUGCAGGCAGCGGCCAUAUCCUGUCUCCAGCAGCUACACAUGUUCGCCCCGCGCCACGUUAACCUCUCCAGCCUGGUGCCCUGUCUCUGUGUCCACCUGUGUAGCUCUCACCUGUUGCUGCGUCGUGCAGCGGUGGCCUGUCUGAGACAGCUGGCCCAGAGAGAGGCUGCAGAGGUCUGUGAGUACGCCAUGAGUCUGGCCCGCAACAAGGACAGCACGGACUCAACCACCGUCAAUCUGAACAUCACAGAGACUGGUUUGGAGGGGGUUCUGUUUGGAAUGCUGGACCGGGAGACGGACAGGAAGCUUUGUCACGACAUCCAUGACACUCUGGGCCACAUGCUCUCCUCGCUCGCCGUGGACAAGCUCUCUCAUUGGUUGAAGCUCUGCAAGGAUGUCCUGGCUGCUACGACAGAGGCUGGAGGAGGGGUUGUGGCACCGGUAGAUCUGGGUAAAGAAGAGGACGACUCGGAGAAGCAGGAUGAGAUCGACGAUGACAUCAUGUUUACGGCGCUGGGAGAGGACAAUAACGCCAAGCCGUCUGUGGCGCCGCGCUGGGUGACCCGUGUGUUCGCUGCAGACUGUCUGUGUCGCAUCAUACUGCUGUGUGAGAACGCAGACAAGACCCACUUUGACCUGGCCGGCGCCCGCUCUGCUAAGGCCAAGAACCCUAAAGGUGAUCUGCUGGUCCUCCACCUCUCUGACCUGAUUCGCAUGGCCUUCAUGGCAGCUACAGACAACAGUAACCAGUUGAGGAUGGCUGGUCUUCAGGCUCUGGAAGACAUUAUUAAGAAGUUUGCCUCUGUUCCGGAGCCAGAGUUCCCAGGUCACGUGAUCCUGGAGCAGUACCAGGCGAACGUUGGAGCUGCUCUUAGACCAGCGUUCUCCCCAGAUACACCUUCUGACAUCACGGCUAAGGCAUGCCAGGUGUGCAGUACGUGGAUCGGUAGUGGUGUGGUCAGUGACCUGAAUGAUCUUCGUCGCGUCCACAAUCUCCUGGUAUCUUCGCUGGACAAGGUGCAGGCUGGGAAGGAUUCUCCAGCCAGCUGUACAGUGAGUGCUACCACCAUGGAGAAAUUGGCCGUACUGAAGGCCUGGGCUGAGGUGUAUGUGGUGGCCAUGAAGAUAAAGAAGGAAGCAGAGUCUCGGCCGGUGAAGGAGGUGAAGGCGGGAGAAGAGGAUGAGGAAGAGGAGGAGGUGGGAGCGGACGUUCUUCCUCCUGACAGCCUGAUUAUGCUGGUGCAGCCUGAACUACCGUCUCUGUCUGGGCUGUGGUUGGCUGUCCUCAGAGACUACGCUCUGCUCACGCUGCCUGCCGAGUUCUCCAGCCAACUGCCCCCUGACGGUGGUGCCUUCUACACCCCAGAGACCAUCGACACAGCCCGUCUCCAUUACCGUGGCUCCUGGGCCCCCGUUCUCCACGCUGUGGCCCUCUGGCUGAGCAGCACCAGCUUUGGGGCCGGGGAGGGGGAAGAGGAGGCCCCCGCUGUCCCUCCACAGGCUUCUGGGGCACCAGUCUACCCCCAGGGUAACCCUGGACCUACUCAGAGCCUGGAGGAUCUGAUUAAGGACAGAAUGCAUCUGAUGUUGGGUGUCAGUAUAGAGUUCCUGUGUUUCCCAAGACCUGAGGAACCUAUAGAACAUGUCAUGUCAUGUCUACAGGCUCUCUGUACCCUACUGGACUCUCCCUGUGCCAGGACACACAUCAGUGAAGACCAGUUGUUAGGUGUAGAGCUGCUCAACGUUCUCCACAGACUACUCCUGACCAGAGAUCCUCCAGCCGUUCAGCUCCAAGUUACGGCUGUGGUGCAGGAGACGAUCCGGGCUGCACAGGAUCACCUGACACAGCAGAGAGACACACAGGGUCAGGUGGAGGAGCAGGACGGUCGGUCUCUCCGGGGAGAGGGAGGUGAGACUGGGGAGCUGAUCCCGGGGAAGUCCCUCGUCUUCGCUGCCAUGGAGCUUAUGGUGUUCAUCCUGGUUCGUCACUUACCCCAACUCAACACCAGGGUGAACGAGUCCCCCAGCCACCUGCCCCUCCGACCCCAGCCUCGUCUGCCUGAGGAGAGCACCCGGCUGGUGGCUCACACCGUCUCUAUACUGGCUGAACUGCCGUCGCUAUGCUCCCCCGCAGGCAGCAUGACCAUUCUCCCGACUGUUCUCUUCCUGAUAACCGGGGUCCUGAAGGAGACGGCUGUGAAGACACCUGAUAACUCCAUACCCCUGCCAGUCUCAGCUGCUCUACAGGGUAUAAAGACCAUCAUCACCUCUCCUUUGGCCCGGGCUGAGAAGACUCCCACUCAGUGGACAGGACUGAUUAGGAGUAGUCUGGCUUCUGUUCUAGAAUAUUCUCAACCAGAUGAGUCUCGUCCCAACAUGGAUGAGGUCAGUAUGCUGACAGCCAUGACCCUCUUCCUGCUGUCUGCCAGUUCAGAGGUCAUAGGAGUCACUGUGCUGCAGCAGGGUUGUAUGGAACGCUAUAGGAACGCACUCCUCUCCUCUGACCCCUGGGUCCAGGCGCGGUGUUACCAGCUCCUCCUGUCCGUGUUCCAGCACCCCAGCCGUGCGUUAUCCACCCCCUACAUCCACGCCCUGGCGCCGCUUAUGGUGGAGAAACUGAAGGGGGUGGAGAGGAGUCGCCCAGGCACGGUCACGGAGCUGCAGGCCGUACAGGAGGGCAUCAGGGUUCUGGAGAACCUAGUGGGCAUGGCAGAGGAACAGAACCGGGUACAGUUGCUAGCUCUGCUCGUCCCCACCCUGGUCUCCUAUCUCCUGGAUGACAAGGCCUUCUCCUCUGCUCCUCCUGCCUCCAAGGGCCUACAUGAGUUUGCUCUCCAGAACCUGAUGCGGAUCGGACCCCUCUACCCAGCUGCCUUCAAGACAGUGAUUGGAGCUGCACCUGAGCUCAAGACCCGCCUUGAGUCGGCCGUCAGAGCCAAUCAGGCGAGCAGCAAAGCCAAAGCAGCAGCCCUAUUGGCCCAGCCAACUGUGCAGGCCGCGCCCACCAUCAAACUCAAAACAAGUUUCUUCUAAAUAUCCCUGAAAUGCAGAAUACUUUAUCAUCCUGGUGUAAUGUCGUCUGAUACGUCUCUAAGAUGUUCUUUAUUUAACUUGGUUCUCGGUGGAUGAGAUUUUUCUACUUAGUUUUCUUGAAGUCGGCAGGUAGUCUAGUGGUUAGAGUGGAGGGACAGUAGGUAGUCUAGUGGUUAGAGUGGAGGGACGGUAGGUAGCCUAGUGGUUAGAGUGUAGGGACGGCAGGUAGUCUAGUGGUUAGAGUGUAGGGACGGUAGGUAGUCUAGUGGUUAGAGUGGAGGGACGGCAGGUAGUCUAGUGGUUAGAGUGUAGGGACGGCAGGUAGUCUAGUGGUUAGAGGGGAGGGAUGGCAGGUAGUCUAGUGGUUAGAGUGUAGGGACGGCAGGUAGUCUAGUGGUUAGAGUGUAGGGACGGCAGGUAGUCUAGUGGUUAGAGGGGAGGGAUGGCAGGUAGUCUAGUGGUUAGAGUGUAGGGACGGCAGGUAGUCUAGUGGUUAGAGGGGAGGGAUGGCAGGUAGUCUAGUGGUUAGAGUGUAGGGACGGCAGGUAGUCUAGUGGUUAGAGUGUAGUGACGGCAGGUAGUCUAGUGGUUAGAGUGUAGGGACGGCAGGUAGCCUAGUGGUUAGAGUGUAGGGACGGCAGGUAGUCUAGUGGUUAGAGUGUAGUGACGGCAGGUAGUCUAGUGGUUAGAGUGUAGGGACGGCAGGUAGCCUAGUGGUUAGAGUGUAGUGACGGCAGGUAGUCUAGUGGUUAGAGUGUAGGGACGGCAGGUAGCCUAGUGGUUAGAGUGUAGUGACGGCAGGUAGUCUAGUGGUUAGAGUGUAGGGACGGCAGGUAGUCUAGUGGUUAGAGUGUAGGGACGGCAGGUAGCCUAGUGGUUAGAGUGUAGGGACGGCAGGUAGCCUAGUGGUUAGAGUGUAGGGACGGCAGGUAGCCUAGUGGUUAGAGGGGGAGGCAGGUAGUCUAGUGGUUAGAGUGUAGGGACGGUAGGUAGCCUGGUGGUUAGAGUGUAGGGACGGCAGGUAGUCUAGUGGUUAGAGUGUAGGGAUGGUAGGUAGUCUAGUGGUUAGAGUGUAGGGGCGGUAGGUAGCCUAGUGGUUAGAGUGGAGGGACGGUAGGUAGCCUAGUGGUUAGAGUGUAGGGACGGUAGGUAGUCUAGUGGUUAGAGUGUAGGGUCGGCAGGUAGUCUAGUGGUUAGGGUGUAGGGUCGGCAGGUAGCCUAGUGGUUAGGGUGUAGGGACGGCAGGUAGUCUAGUGGUUAUAGUGUAGGGUCGGCAGGUAGUCUAGUGGUUAGGGUGUAGGGACGGCAGGUAGUCUAGUGGUUAGGGUGUAGGGUCGGCAGGUAGCCUAGUGGCUAGAGCGUUGGACUAGUAACCGAAAGGUUGCAAGAUCGAAUCCCCGAGCUGACAAGGUAGAAAUCUGUCGUCCUGCCCCUGAACAGGCAGUUAACCCACUGUUCCUAGGCCGUCACUGAAAAUAAGAAUUUGUUCUUAACUGACUUACCAAGUUAAAUAAAGGUAAAAUAAAUAUUAUAAUAAUAAAGUAUGUAAAUAUCAUUAAAGGGUGUUUUAAUAUCCACUUCCACAA
Messenger RNA from Oncorhynchus keta (chum salmon), 7985 nucleotides. RefSeq names its product HEAT repeat containing 5B (gene heatr5b). Gene Ontology annotation, biological process: retrograde transport, endosome to Golgi; endocytosis; intracellular protein localization. Bases 241 to 6399 code for a protein of 2052 amino acids. The transcript is spliced from 39 exons. Gene Ontology annotation, cellular component: Golgi apparatus; membrane; endocytic vesicle. Lineage: Eukaryota; Metazoa; Chordata; Actinopteri; Salmoniformes; Salmonidae. The record is from RefSeq and is a predicted model, not a curated record.